Messenger RNA from Megalops cyprinoides (Indo-Pacific tarpon), 3512 nucleotides. Its product is annotated as CCR4-NOT transcription complex subunit 6-like. The transcript has 12 exons. Gene Ontology annotation, cellular component: CCR4-NOT complex; cytoplasm; nucleus. The coding region runs from base 102 to 1778 and encodes 558 amino acids. NCBI's taxonomy places the organism in Eukaryota, Metazoa, Chordata, Actinopteri, Elopiformes, Megalopidae. Gene Ontology annotation, biological process: nuclear-transcribed mRNA poly(A) tail shortening. The record is from RefSeq and is a predicted model, not a curated record. Gene Ontology annotation, molecular function: poly(A)-specific ribonuclease activity; protein binding.
UUGCGCUAGAUGCAAAACAGCGGCGGAUACAUAGCGAACCACAAACAAAGAAAACACGCAGUCGUCUUCGUUAUCUGGUAUGCGUUUGCAGUAUCACAGGGAUGCCCAAGGAAAAAUAUGACCCGCCAGACCCCCGGCGGAUGUACACAAUAAUGUCGAGCGAGGAGGCGGCCAAUGGGAAGAAGUCAUACUGGGCAGAGCUUGAGAUCAGUGGUAAAGUGCGGAGUCUCAGCACGGCGCUGUGGUCCCUCACUCACCUGACGGCUCUGCACAUCAGCGACAACUCCCUGUCGCGCAUCCCGCCCGACAUCGCCAAACUACACAACCUGGUGUACCUGGACCUCUCGUCCAAUAAGAUCAGGAGCCUGCCAGCCGAGCUGGGCAACAUGGUGUCUCUCAGGGAACUGCUGUUAAAUAACAACCAGUUGCGGGUUCUGCCUUUUGAGCUGGGAAAGCUCUUUCAGUUACAGACACUGGGGUUGAAAGGAAACCCACUUGCACAAGAAAUCUUGAACCUCUACCAGGAACCCGAUGGCACCCGCCGACUGCUAAACUACCUGCUGGACAACCUGGCAGGCACCAGCAAACGCAUCACCACAGAGCAACCCCCUCCCCGGUCCUGGGUGGUAUUGCAGGAGGCUGACCGUACGCGACCGGCAGCUCUUUUCUCUGUCAUGUGCUACAACGUGCUCUGUGACAAGUACGCCACCCGCCAGCUCUACGGCUACUGCCCCUCCUGGGCCCUCAACUGGGAGUACAGGAAGAAGUCCAUCAUGCAAGAGAUCCUCAGCUGCAACGCAGACAUCAUCAGCCUGCAGGAAGUGGAGACGGAGCAGUACUAUAACUACUUCCUGGUGGAGCUGAAGGAACAGGGAUACGAAGGCUUCUUCAGCCCCAAGUCCCGAGCCAGAACCAUGUCGGAGUCGGACCGCAAGCACGUGGACGGCUGUGCGAUAUUCUACAAGACAGAGAAGUUCAGCCUGGUGCAGAAGCACACGGUGGAGUUUAACCAGCUGGCCAUGGCAAACUCAGAGGGCUCCGAGGCCAUGCUCAACCGGGUCAUGACCAAGGACAACAUCGGCGUGGCCGUGCUGCUGGAACUGCGCAAGGAGAUGAUGGAGCAGUCAGCCGGCAAGCCUCUACACGGCAUGGAGAAACAGCUCCUCCUAGUGGCCAACGCUCACAUGCACUGGGACCCGGAGUACUCGGACGUCAAGUUGGUCCAGACGAUGAUGUUCCUAUCGGAGGUGAAGAAUAUCGUGGACAAGGCCACCCGCAGCCUCAAGCUGUCCUCCAUCUCUGGGGAGACCAACGCCAUCCCGCUGGUCCUGUGCGCCGAUCUCAACUCGCUUCCUGACUCAGGUGUGGUGGAGUACCUGAGCACAGGUGGGGUGGACUGCACACACAAGGACUUCAAGGAGCUGCGCUACAUCGACAGCCUGACCAACUUCAACUGCAACGGCAAGAACGGCACGUCCAACGGCAGGAUCACGCAUGGCUUCAAGCUGAAGAGUGCCUAUGAGAACGGCCUGAUGCCCUACACCAACUACACCUUCGACUUCAAGGGUGUCAUUGACUACAUUUUCUACUCUCAGCCUCUGCUCAAUGUUUUGGGGGUAUUAGGGCCCCUGGACCCACAGUGGCUUCUUGAGAACAAUGUGACCGGCUGCCCACACCCCCACAUCCCCUCUGAUCACUUCUCCCUGUUUGCACAACUGGAGCUCGUCCUGCCCUACCUGCCACCGGUCAAUGGAAUCCACCUUCCAGGCCGCAGGUAGUCCUCCGAGCCACUAGAGGGAGCAAUUGCUUCCCCCUCAAGCUCUGUUCUGUAAACUCCAGAAGAAACUCAAAAUCUGUAUAAAUCUGAGUAAUACAUGAGAGGAGUGAGAUAUGGCCAACAGGGAUUUUUUUCUGUUUCUAAAUGUUUUCAUGGAUUUUUUUUUUAUUUAAUCAAAUGCUAAAGUCAAUCUUUGUAACGAUGUCUGCUAUCUUUCCAGACACAAUGGUAAUGUCCCAUUCGCUUCUUUGAUUCUUUUUUGUUAUACUGUAACAGACCACAGUGAUGGUUGGUUUCCUUUUCCUGGUUCCUGUCUGUUGCCCCAUCCACUCCUGUUGUUAUCCUGAUAUUUCCCAUCAUUGUUGCACCAAAAGUCCACAGCUAGUUUCAGAAGGCUGAGGUACAUACGGGCUUUGCACGCAACAUGGAGGAAGAAUCCAGAGUCACACAGGAAGCGUGUUGGACCAUACGGAGUCUACAGGGAAUUAUGUGUGUCUUAACCAUCCAGAGGCCAAACAUACUGUGUGCCCAGAAAACCAUUUUUAUUAUUAUUAUUUUUACAGAUUUAACAGCUUUAACCAUGGGUCCUUUGGCCUUCCUCCCACAUUGUGGCAUAGCCUCCAUCUUUGAGCACCUUCCAUGUGACAGGGUUCUGCUGAAGUGGAACAGACUUGGUAGGGUAGGAGGCAGCAGGCCAACCUCUCACUUUUAACACUCGCUGGUGUUAAAACCAGCUCUCCUGGUGCUACCAGCCCUGUCCUAUAGCUUUGCUUUUCUACCAAGUGGUGCAGUCGCGUCGAGUUUUCUCCGAACGAGUCAGCAGUGGAAGCACUGCUAGCUUUUUUUUUUUUUACGAUUUUAGGCCGUCUGUAAGGUGAAUAAAGAGUGGUGUCACUUACCACAAAGGGGCACUCAGGAUUUUGGGGAAUACUAAGCCUCUUAAGUCCCUCACCCAGCUGAAUGUUAGAACAUAAUUCAAUUUGAUCCCCUCUGCCGCAAGAGGCAGUCAAAUUAAAUUGAAUGUUUAGGCAAAAAUGUAAAAUUGGUUCAUGCGUUGAGGUCAUACAGCCAUCUCUGUGGUCAUCUUCUGUGUGUUUCUUGUUUUGUUUUCCAUUGCUUUUUGGUGUCCCCUCAAGGUGGAGAUGAAGUUGGUCACUCUGCGUAGCGCUAGCACGCUGUACUGCAUAUUCAGGUAAAAAAGUGCGUGGGGAAAAUGGAGCAAGAUGGCUUGAUUUGAUUUAAGGGAACAGCUAAACCGUGCUAACUCUGUGGCCUUACUCAAUACCGCUAGCCCUCCAACAGUGAGCGUGCUAACGGUUUAACACCGUACCACUAGUGCUCCAAAUGUGAGCAUGCUAAUAGUCAAACACCAUGCCACUAGCACUCCUAAUAGUGAGGACGCUUACAGUCGAACGCCAUUCCGCUAGCCCUUCAACAGCGGGUAUGCUAAUGGUUUAACCCCAUGCCGCUAGCGCUCCAACCAUGAGCACGCUAACAGUUUAACACCGUGCCACUAGCACUUCUAACAGUGAGAAUGCUUAUGGUCAUACACCACGUCGCUAACACUCCAGCAGUGCUCACACUCAUGCAGUGGUGACUGACACUCCAAGGUGACCAGCUGUCAUCUCCACCUUUUUAACUGGGGGGGAUUUGGGGGCAAGGGGGGUUUGUGGGCUCUCUCAUGGGCACCAGCACACACACACACACACACACACACACACACACACACACACAC